This is a messenger RNA of Choloepus didactylus (southern two-toed sloth), 3295 nucleotides long. RefSeq names its product RasGEF domain family member 1A (gene RASGEF1A). Gene Ontology annotation, molecular function: guanyl-nucleotide exchange factor activity. NCBI's taxonomy places the organism in Eukaryota, Metazoa, Chordata, Mammalia, Pilosa, Megalonychidae. Gene Ontology annotation, biological process: Ras protein signal transduction; positive regulation of GTPase activity. The record is from RefSeq and is a predicted model, not a curated record. The transcript is spliced from 13 exons. Gene Ontology annotation, cellular component: plasma membrane. Bases 45 to 1508 code for a protein of 487 amino acids.
GCCCGCGGGGCCGAGCGCGCGGCGGGGGGGAGCGGGCAGCCAGCAUGUUUCUGGAGCCCCAGGAAGCUAUGCCCCAGACGUCCAUCUUCUCCAGCGUCCUCGCGCCCGGCUGUAGUGGACAGGGGCUGCCCGGCAUGGGGGAGCGCGGAGGCGGGGGCGGCAGCUCGGGGGAGCUCAUCUUCCAGGACGGACGCCUGGUCUCCGGGUCCCUGGAGGCCUUGAUGGAGCACCUGGUCCCCACGGUGGACUAUUACCCCGACAGGACGUACAUCUUCACCUUCCUCCUGAGCUCCCGGGUCUUCCUGCCCCCUCACGACCUGCUGGCCCGCGUGGGGCAGAUCUGCCUGGAGCAGAGGCAGCAGCUGGAGGCCGGGGCUGACAAGGCCAAGCUGAAGUCCUUCUCAGCCAAGAUCGUGCAGCUCCUCAAGGAGUGGACAGAGGCCUUCCCCUACGACUUCCAGGGCGAGAAGGCCAUGGCCGAGCUGAAGACCAUCACGCAGCGCGUCACGCAGUACGACGAGGAGAACGGCACUGUGAAGCGGGCCAUCGCCCAGAUGACGCAGAACCUGCUGCUGUCCCUGGCCGCCCGGAGCCAGCUCCAGGAGCUCCGGGAGAAGCUCCGCCCGCCUCCAGGGGACAAAGGGCCCGUCCUCAAGGCCAAGCCACCGGCCGCCCAGAAGGACAUCCUGGGCGUGUGCUGUGACCCCCUGGUGCUGGCCCAGCAGCUGACGCACAUCGAGCUGGAGAGGGUCAGCAGCGUCCACCCCGAGGACCUGAUGCAGGUCAUCAGCCACAUGGAUGCCCCAGAAAACCACAGGUGCCGCGGGGACCUGACCAAGACCUACGGCCUGGAAGCCUACGACAACUGGUUCAACUGCCUGAGCAUGCUGGUGGCCACAGAGGUGUGCCGGGUGGUGAAGAAAAAGCAGCGGACCAGGAUGGUGGAGUUUUUCAUCGACGUGGCCAGAGAGUGCUUCAACAUCGGCAACUUCAACUCCAUGAUGGCCAUUAUCUCUGGCAUGAACCUCAGUCCCGUGGCACGGCUGAAGAAGACGUGGUCGAAGGUCAAGACGGCCAAGUUCGACGUCCUGGAGCACCACAUGGACCCGUCUAGCAACUUCUGCAACUACCGCACGGCCCUGCAGGGCGCCACGCAGAGAUCCCAGACGGCCAACAGCAGCCGCGAGAAGAUCGUCAUCCCCGUCUUCAACCUCUUCGUGAAGGACAUUUACUUUCUGCACAAAAUCCACGCAAACCGCCUGCCCAACGGGCAGGUCAACUUCAAGAAAUUCUGGGAGAUUUCCAGACAGAUCCACGACUUCAUGACGUGGACGCAGGUCGAGUGCCCCUUUGAGAAGGACAAGAAGAUCCAGAGCUACCUGCUCACAGCACCCAUCUACAGCGAGGAAGCACUCUUCAUCGCCUCCUUUGAAAGCGAAGGGCCCGAGAACCACAUGGAGAAGGACAGCUGGAAGACCCUAAGGACCACUCUCCUUAACAGAGCCUGAAGGCUGGGCCCCCCGCAGGGGGACAGAAGCACAAAAAAGAGCCACACUUUAAUCUUGACCGACGGGGGUGGAGAGAAAGGAGGCCUCGCUGGCUGGGGUCCGUUUUGUAUAUAUCUUUUAUGACAGCAAAAAAAGGAAUUAUUUCACGCAUCAACCUUUGGCACUUACAAGAAGAAAAGUUUUUUUGUUUAUUUUACAUAACAGGGCGGGGCCCUGUUUCGGGGAGGGGGUGGGGGAGAGUAUCAUGGCAGAUGGCAACCAUGAUAAUGUCUUAUUCUAAUGAAAUGUAGAGUUUUAUUUUGUACUUUUGAUUAUUAACAUCUUAAGAAAAAGAUAUUUGAAAAAAAAAAAAAAAACCCAACCAAAACCAACAUGAGCCCUUGCGCGCUCGGACGCCUUUCCAGCCAGUGUCUCUGAUGUCGGGGUGAGUGCCUUAGAGGGUGCUGAGGGUGCCGGCUUCCUGCUCUCUGCCUGCAGCUGGAAGGAGCCCACCGCGUCUCUGGGACCCCCUGGAAAGUCCUGCUCCGGGGCUGUCGGGUUCCCUGGCGCUGGAAAGCACAGGCCUCGCGUGGUUCCAGCAGGACGGGCUUGGGCGGCCGGGCGGCCGCGUGUGUAGCUUGGGCAAGUGAACCUCGGGGUACGGGCUUUCCAAAGUUUACAUUUUCAUUUUCCUUUAUCAGGGAUUUGUGGGGUUGGGGAGGGGCAGGGCACCCCCAGGUUUGUACCUGGGCUGAGACUUUCCCACCUGGCGGCAUGUUUUCUGUUGGGAUAUGUCUGGCAAAUUGUUCUUAGACUGCAUUUCAGGAAAAGAGAAAACCCGAAAUAUCGUAGGGGAGGGAGUCUUGAAAUUGUUGCAAUGAAGAGAAUACAAAGUAGGGUAUAUGAUGGUGACAGUGAAAGCCAUUAUUUAAGCCCAAGUAGGAAGUUAAAUGAAGCAGUUUUCUAAACCAAGUGUUUCAUCGGAUUGCACAUUUCCUUCUGUUGGUGUGGGAACCCCCCUAAUUGGGAUCGUGAGAUGGAAGGUUAGCCAGACGGUUGACUGCCGCAGCCCAUUCAGACACAACUGCCCAGCGCCAGGAGCGUCUGUCGUCACCUACGCUGGGGGAGAGGAGCCUCCUUGAUUCUCUGGUCUCACGGCGGGAGCCCCAGGCCUCCCUGACUGGGGGCCAGGACAGCUGUGUCCCCAGAAGCCGGACGAGGUCCGCCCGCCCCGAAGCCAUCUCCCCUCGCGGCGGGGUUUCCGUGCCUGUGUCCGCAGUCACCCUUGCUGGGGGCACAGCCUGGCGGAGGUGAAGGGGCGGCGCGGUGGGGGUGCCUGGGGGGCCGGGGCUGCCUCAGGAAGGACGCGACUGUGUGAGCUGCUGCUCAUUUCCCCUCAGCCCUGGGUAGAGUAAGGAUAUCCACACUGUAUUCUUACAGUGUUUUUGCACUUUUCAGACGUUCUAGAUAGUACAUAUUGUAUAUUGAUAGUACAUAUUGCUUCGUUUGUAUUUGAGAUCAAGGCCGAAAACUUGAGAGUAUAUAUUUGAAAUACAGCGUGAGAACCUUUUCUGUACCUGUGUUAAAGAGCUUUCACGUAAAUGUGCACUUCACUGGGUCCUCAGUUCUAGUACUUACCUGAGACGGUGUUUAUGUUUGCUAUUUUAUUUUCCCAAUUUGAUACGUCCCUCAAUAUGCUGUUUUGGUAUUCGAGAUGAACUCUGAGCGUAAAGCUGUACCAUAACGCAGGCGUCGGCUCUCUGUGUGAUUGGACAUACUUGCAUCAAUAAAAGGAUGUGCUGCGCCCC